AUGAAAAUCUUAUCUCCGCUGAAUUUUUUGUUUUCCUUGAUAUCCCUCAAAGCCACUGAAUUGUACAAAAAUACCGUGCAUUACUGGCCUUUUGAAGAAGUCUCCAACAGAAGCGUCAUCGAUUAUACCGGUUAUAACGACGGCCGCUUAAGGGGAAGCUUUAAUAUCAUCUCUGGUAUCGUUGGUGCUGCUCUGGAGAUCUCGGGCAAUAGUUCUUGGGUAGACUUUGGCGUGUUACCAAGUUUGUGCAUUAAUCACCCUGAGACAUGUCGAUCAGGGUUUACAAUCGCUCUCUGGCUCAAAAUUCAAGGUUUCCAAAACAACAGAAUUAUUCUGCAAUUAGGACAGCAUCGUUUUUCGCGAGGUUUAACGAUUUGGACGCAAAGGAGUCUGAGAAAGAACAUAGGAUUCAGCACUAACACUUUAAAUCGCAAGUACUACUGGAUGCUAGAAUGGAAGAACGACAACUGGAAUCACAUUGCACUCAAAUGGGACAAUAGAGCCGGUAGUUUGAGGAUUUAUUUUAAUUGCACUUUAGCCAAGGUCGUAAACAAAAGUAAAAAGGCUACGCCUUUGGAAGACAAUAAACCAUCGAGACUUACUUUAGGAGCAAGCCAUGCGAAAAAAAAUCAUAUGAAAUUGAUGGUUGACGAAUUUGCCAUUUGGAACCACACUGUGUCAGAUGACCUACUGUGCAAGGUGUUCAGAAUUCACUCAGUGGAUAAAAAUUACAGUGAGUGGUCUGAUUUUAGCCCUUGUUCAGUAUCUUGUGGUAAUGGCACGAUGAAACGGACAAGGAACUGUAGCCUACCAUUACCAACAAAUCGUGAUCAACACAACUGUUCUUUUAUUGGACCCUCCGAGGAAGUAAAGUCGUGCUUUUUACGGGAAUGUCCGCUGGACGAAAACUAUUCACAAUGGUCAGUCUUUAACAAUUGUAGCAAGACCUGUGGUGGCGGAAUCAAGAAAAGAAAUAGGACUUGUUCAAACCCGGAGUCUGGACUCGGUGGUAGAAUUUGUUCUAGUCUAGGAUUGACGAUCGAAGUUAAAAACUGCAAUACACAACCUUGUCCUAUAGAUGGAGGGUACAGUGAGUGGACGGAGUUUUCACGAUGUACAGUUUCUUGUGGAAAUGGAACGAGACAUAGAACUCGAAGUUGUUCCCGUCCACAACCUAAAUAUGGUGGGAGGGACUGUGCGCAUUUAGGAUCAAAUAUAGAAAUUGCGAUUUGCAACAAUACUUUUUGCCCGACUCACGGGGGCUUUAGCGAAUGGUCAACGUUCAGCAAAUGUACAAGAACAUGCGAUAAGGGUAUUCAAAAGAGGUCUAGAAAAUGUUCUAAUCCCGAGCCGAGCCAUGGAGGAAAGGAUUGCUCGAGUUUGGGAGCACAUGUAGAGACAAGGGUAUGCAAUACUCAACAUUGCCCAGUAAAUGGUGGAUUUACCGAGUGGACGAGAUGGGGUGAAUGUAGUAGAUCAUGCGGAGUUGGAAUUAAAAACAGAACGCGAUCCUGUAGUGAUCCUAUUCCUAUGUAUGGCGGAAACGAGUGUGAUGGAUAUACAAUCGACUUUACAGUUUGCAAUAUUGAUCAGUGCCGGGUUGAUGGAAACUAUUCUUCAUGGUCAAAGUUUAGUGCUUGUAGCAAAAGCUGUGCUGGUGGUAAAAUGAAACGAACAAGAACGUGCACUAAUCCACCUCCAGAUAAUGGAGAGGAUUGUUCGCUGCUUGGUUCAGCGAUAGAAAUUAGAAACUGCAACACUUUUCCAUGUCCAAUAAAUGGUAAUUAUUCAUCGUGGUCUAACUUCAGUUUGUGUAGUAAAAGUUGCGGUAAUGGUACGAUGGAAAGAACGAGAAAUUGUUCAAAUCCAGAGCCAAAACACGGUGGCAUGAAUUGCUCUUACUUAGGCCUUCCAAAGGAGGUAAAAAGUUGUAAUGCAUUUCCUUGUCCGAUACAUGGUAAUUUUUCUUCCUGGUCACUUUUUAGCGUUUGCAGCAAAAGCUGUGGAAAUGGGAAAAAGACCAGAACUAGAUCAUGUUCAAAUCCUGUUCCAAAACAUGGUGGUAAAAACUGUUCUGCGCUUGAACCUCUAAAAGAGGUGCGUAGUUGUAACACCUUCCCCUGUCCUGUUCAUGGAAACUACUCGCCUUGGUCAAAUUUUAGCAGUUGUUCUAAAAGUUGUGGUAAUGGUAAAAUGGUACGAAUACGAAAAUGUUCAAAUCCUACGCCAAAGCAUGGUGGAAGAAAUUGUUCAUUGUUUGGGCACUCGACAGAAGUUCGAAGCUGCAAUGCAUUCCCCUGCCCAGUUCACGGAAAUUAUUCGACGUGGUCCAAUUUCAGUGCAUGUAGUAAAAGUUGCGGAAAUGGGACAAUGUCACGAUUUAGAAACUGUACCAAUCCGAAGCCUCGCCAUAAAGGAAAGAACUGCUCUUCGUUAGGGGCCCCAGUAGAUAUUCAACUUUGUAAUGUUUUUCCGUGUCCGAUACACGGCGGAUACACAGUUUGGGGAAACUUUACGCAAUGCACGUUGUCAUGUGGUAAUGGCACCAUGUAUAGAACAAGAAACUGCUCCAAUCCCGCACCUCGACAUCGGGGCGAAAAUUGCUCAAAGCUUGGACCAGCUGAGGAAAUAAGAGCAUGUAACGAGCAUCCUUGUCCAAUACACGGUGGCUACACGCAGUGGUCGGAGUUCAGUCAAUGCUCGACAAGCUGUGGCAAUGGCACUCAUCGGAGAACGAGGCUAUGUUCCAAUCCAGCGCCAAAAUUUGGAGGUAAAAACUGCUCUCUGUAUGGUUUGGACAUUGAUGUCGAAAGUUGUUAUUUGAUUCCGUGUCCUUUAGAUGGUGGAUAUAGCAUGUGGUCAAACUUCACUGAAUGUACCAAAUCAUGUAACGUCGGAAGACAUACUCGAACUCGGCAGUGUAACAAUCCUGUUCCUAAACACGGUGGGAAAGAUUGUUCGAGCCUUGGUCCAGAGACAGACGUACAAUUAUGUAACACAUUCCCCUGCCCCAUCCAUGGGGGAUACAACCAGUGGAGUGGAUUUGAGUCAUGUACACGAACCUGCGGAGGAGGAAAGCUCAUAAGGAGACGUUCCUGCAUCAAUCCGCCCCCUGCCCACGGAGGAAGAAAUUGCAGUAGCCAGGGUCCAAGUAUUGAGUCCAAGUCAUGCAACACGCAAAAAUGUCCAGAUAUUGUUUUCAAGAUAACAAUAAACUUGACGUCUGAGAAAUGGGACCCAACUUUAGCUGCUGGAAAAGGCCGGAGCUUUGACAGGCUGACGUUAAAAAUCCAUUAUGGGGUUAAAGCGAUUAUGGGAGAACGGGUAGUAUCUGAUGUUGGAGAUUUCACCUUUAGACAAGGAAGCGUCAUCGUAGAUUUCUCUGUCAGCCUAUUUCACCAACCCUACCAAGGAAUUACCGCUCUUCAAGAUGCCAUCAACAUCGACAAAAAAAUAGAAAAUACACUGACGGUCUCACCUGUAAACCUCGCUUCACCGGAUGUCCCAUUUAUGGCACCAGUCAACAUCACGGCUAUUAACUCAAGCUCCACCUCAGUUCUCCUAACAUGGCUACCAAUUCCGAACGAGUAUUCCAAUGGUCCAAUUCUGGAAUACAGAGUUACUUUCUGGGAAUUAGGAAGUGAUAACUUAGAAAAAAGGCUAUGGAAGAAGGUGAUCGACGGGGAAAGACUGUCCUCACAUGUGACUAACUUGGAGAAGUUCACCACCUACCAGUUUAGAAUGGCAGGUGUCAAUCAUCGAGGAGUCGGAGUGGACAGUGAACCAAUUGAAACAAAAACAGAUCAAGACAAGCCUAGUUCAUCGCCGUGGGAUGUAAAAGCCAGUAACAAAAGCAGCACAACCAUUUACGUUAAUUGGUCUCCGAUCCCCAAACAGUUCAUUCAUGGAAUUCUAUUGGGUUACCAUGUUCAUUACACUAACUUGGAUCCUAAUGGAUACGAAGACGUCAUUACUCGUACAUACCCGACUGACCCAACCAGAACCUGGGCUCUAAUUACAAACCUGCUUAAGUUCACAUCAUAUCAGAUUCAAGUCAGCGCUUUUACAAUUAAAGGAGACGGGCCAUUGUCGGAUACAAUCUUCGAGCGGACACAGGAGGACGUCCCUAGCCGGCCCCCAGGAAAUGUUAAAGGCAACAAUCUUACAUCCACAAGCAUCGUGAUCCAGUGGAGCCCAAUCUCCUCGCGCUAUGCACACGGUGUUCUCCUGGGUUAUAAAAUAUCUUAUGUAACAGCAGACGCCCCGAAUAAUCGAACGUGGAGCGAAACUGUAGUCAACCAGUCAGCAACGUCAGCGGUUAUUGCCAAUUUACGCAAGUUCACAACGUACAUGGUAUCUGUUGAAGGUUUUACCAACAAAGGAAGUGGAAUUGAGAGCAAAUGUGUGGCAGUGACCACGGAUGAAGACAGACCCGAUACCUUCCCUGCCAACGUCACCGGUUUCAACAGAAGCUCCACCUCUCUGUUUCUUGAGUGGAAACAUAUCCCUCCACAACACAGAAAUGGCAUUCUCCAAGGUUACAAGAUUUCAUAUUUCUCUAAUAGCUCUUAUGAGACAGUCUUGCAUCAGACAGUCCACGGUUCAAGGACGUCGACUACCCUUGAGAACUUGAAGAAAUUCACGUGGUACGUCAUCAGAGUGGCCGGGUACACCAGUAAAGGACUCGGUCCUUCACCUCUACAACCUUUAGUGAUAAGGACAAGUGAAGAUGUUCCUAGUAAACCUGUGAUAAAAUUAAAAGCUCGUAACACAAGCCACACGAGUCUCCUUGUGGACUGGAAAGACAUACCACUUGACUACGUCCAUGGGAUACUAUUGGGCUUUAGAGUGCUGUUCUGGCGAUUCAAUGAGUCACGUGACACGUAUGAGAUCAGAGAGGUUCCUCCUGAUGAACGAUCUGUCCAUCUAAAAGAUUUGUGGAUUUACACCAAAUAUAAAAUACAAGUUCUUGGUUUCACGGCUGCUGGCGAAGGUGCUGUUAGCGAGGAAAUCGAAGUCUCAACUGAUGAAUACGUUCCCAGUCAAUCUCCUGUCAAUGUUCAAGCGAUGAACAAGACAAGUCCCACAAAAAUCGAGGUACAGUGGAAACCAAUCCCAGAUGAAUUUUACGUCCAUGGUAUACUGCGUGGUUACAGAGUACUGUACAAGGCGAUAGCCACUGCAGACGAGACGCCAGAGGAAGAGUCGGAAACUAAGAUAGUAACAGUAUCAAGCUCAAGCUUGUCUGCUGUUCUGGAAAAUUUGGAUGCAUACACCCGAUACGAGAUCGAAGUUCUGGCAUUUACCAUCAAGGGAGACGGGGUGAAGAGUGAACCUAUACGAGCAGAAACGUGUAACUGCUACAGCACUGUCUUCUCUAAUUGGUGGAUCAACCCGCCUUACGUUGACAGCCCCGAUUCCAACAAGAGCGGCAUCAUCACUCCUAUCCUAAAAGAAUCAGUUUAUUCCUGCUGUGGGAACUGCUCUGAGCAUGGAACCUCACGAAUAGACUUUGAGUACACUGCCUCUCUACGUCCUGCCAGGAAAUCAGGACUUGUUCAGUUCAAGAACGGCUUUGAGGAGAAAACUGAGCUUCAUUUUCCAGUCUAUGGCUUCAUGGAUCAGACUCGGUUUUCAGACAAUUACGGAUUUGUUCCUUUCGUCCAGUCGCCAGGCUUGGCACUGAUCAUAAUCGGAGAUGAAAAGGGAACCGCUGCAAAUCUACUGCUCAAGUCACUGGCCUUUUGUUUCCCAGUACUCUUUUUGUCCAUUGCCAUGUUAUGGGUGUCCAGUUUGGCCAUGUGGUUUGUGGAAACUGCAGCUAAUGAACGCCACUUUCCUCGCAAUAUUCUACAAGGAAGCUGGGAAGCGAUGUGGUGGGCGUUUGCUUCCAUGACAACUCUCGGGUACGGUGAUCGGAUUCCAAGGACUCCGUUUGGUCGCCUGGUGGGUUUAACUUGGAUCCUUUUAGGCGUCAUCAUGGUGACUUGCUUUAACUCUACCAUGACAACACUGCUGACCGCGAGAAUUUUGGACAAAGAGGUUAAUUUAUAUGGAACCAAGAUUGCUGCAAUUCAGAAUUCAUCCGGGUAUCGUAUUGCUAUCAGGAAAAAUGCCCGAGUCAACCCCGGUGGCAAGGAGUACACUAAUCUGCAAGAAGUUUACGAAGCUCUAACCAGUCGAGAGGUAAAAGGAAUGCUUAUCGAUGCAUACACGGUAGGGAGUAAGAAACAUCUAUUUAAUCGACGGGAUCUACGCAUCAGUAAGCUACUGGACUACUCGGCUGCAUACGGUGUGGUGCUAGGAGGAGAGGCCAAGAAGAUACAGAAGUGUCUUCAAAAAUACGUCAGCGAGCAGCGCUCUGAGAUAUCCAAGAUUGUGAGGAAUAACGUGCAAGCAAUCGAGAUUACGCCUAAAAGCAUGUCUGUCGAGCGCUCGAGCAGUCUGUUUGACCCGAGGUUUCCCACGUACGUGCGUGCGCUGAUCGUCUGUGGUGUAAUCCUUGGUGUGAUGUGGCUAGUAGGAGCUAAGUUUGAGUUUGCUAAGAAGAUGGGAUGGGUAAAGUUCAGGAAAAAAGGUGCAGAGAGUCACUCUCUUCCAAGACGAGUGGAGUUGUCCAGACACAAAGAAGAAAUGAAGGCUGAUUUGUCCAGAAUCGUUGCCAUAUUCAAGAUCAACUGCUCGCGUCGUAUACAACACUUGAGGCAACGCCACAAAAAAGAACUGCUUCUUUUAGCCAAGCUCAAGAGACAAGCAAACAAUGCGUUAAUCCAUAAAGGAACUUUACGGAAGGACAGUUUAUUUAACUUUACUUUUGGACUAAAAACACUCGAGUUAAAUCAUAAUUCAGAAAGAAAUGGUCUAACAAAGCAUGACUCGUCACUGAAACAAGACGAUGAAUAUAUGGAAGCCAUCGUGUAGGGAGUGUAUAUAGUCGUCAACAGAGGCAGAUCCAGACCUUGAGCUAAAGGGGACACCCGGUUUUAUGUCGUUUGCCCAGCCGGUUUUUCUUCCUUCUGCGAUUCCUGUUCUUUUUUUUUAUUAAAAAUAAGGGGGAAGAUUCGCCACUGGUCAAUCGAGA
Pocillopora verrucosa is the source of this 7081-nucleotide messenger RNA. The record is from RefSeq and is a predicted model, not a curated record. Lineage: Eukaryota; Metazoa; Cnidaria; Anthozoa; Scleractinia; Pocilloporidae.